Messenger RNA from Clunio marinus, 516 nucleotides. NCBI's taxonomy places the organism in Eukaryota, Metazoa, Arthropoda, Insecta, Diptera, Chironomidae. The record is from the annotation of a GenBank genome assembly.
AUGAACCACAAUUUAUCACUAAUCACCAAACAUAUUCCCAACAUUUGUUGUUUGUGUUUUGGAACAUACUCGACAUCAGAUGAAGUUCUUAAAUGCUCAAUGAUUUCGAGCGGAUGUGAUGCAAUUGAAGAAUCAACUAAUAAACGAAUAAGACGAUUUUACGAGUUUUUCAUUGCUUGUUUGCUAGUCUGCUUAAUUUUGCUAUCUUUGCCUUACUUGUUUUCCAGUGAUAAGUGGCAAAUAUUUGGAAUGUUGAAGGUCCUAUAUAUGAUGCGUAACAUAUUUGAGCGACGAACAGAAAUGGGAUUUAAUACUGAGAGCGGAUCAUUGUUACGUGGGGAGAGGAAAGUGUGUGGAAAUGAAGCAGCAAAGGCAUGUUUGGGAGGAAAAUGUUGUUCAUUGAUGCUAAAGCAUACCCACGCGUUUUUGCUACCCUCGUUUCAAACCUCCCACGCACCAAAAUGCUGCUUUGGGGAGAAAAUCGAUAAACUCUCAUUUGGAUUUAAUAUUGAGUAA